Messenger RNA from Aspergillus saccharolyticus JOP 1030-1, 1185 nucleotides. RefSeq lists its product as uncharacterized. The record is from RefSeq and is a predicted model, not a curated record. The transcript has a single exon. The coding region runs from base 1 to 1185 and encodes 394 amino acids. NCBI's taxonomy places the organism in Eukaryota, Fungi, Ascomycota, Eurotiomycetes, Eurotiales, Aspergillaceae.
AUGUAUCACUACACCACUCCACCCCCCGGGUGGUCCUACGACUACAUGACCUCUCCUCCCACGUCUCCCCACUACGCUUACUACGCCUCGCCAUACGCCAACGCCUACGGCGGCUCCCCGCAGGGUCCCUCGAAGCGCCACAACCGCAAAGCCAGCUACGCCGGCCCCAAGGAAUCGGCCGGAUGGUAUGCUGGGUAUGGGCAAGGGUUCUACGACGCGAUGCCAGAGCAUGGUACGCCACCGCGCAAGCACGAUCCAGUAAGUGCUUCUUUUGGUGGCUAUUCUCGUCGUCGCAGCACUAUGUCCGGGGCCCCUGCGGCGGGCCCGGGGGAACACCCCGGGGCCCACCCGUCGCACAAGCGGCCCAUCUUUGUGGAUAUGGUUGACGAUGGGUCCGAUGUUGAUGCGCCGCAAUACGUCUUUCGGGAGGGAUCCAGUCCUCGUCGCAGACCGUCGACGUCUCACCGCAAGCCCAAGCCACCCACUGAUCAAUACUUCUACUAUAACCAGGUGCCUGCCCACGAAGACGCUGAUGCGGCCAAACGAGCUCGGGCGCGCCGCCAAUCCACCUCCACCCGGACACCCAACAAACCCAAGCCGUCCGCGCCCAGCUCCAAGCCAUCACCCAAAGCCACCGAAGCCGAUGCUGCUCGGUUAGGCAUCCCUCCGGGCUAUUCGAUCAAGAACUGGGAUCCGACGGAGAUGCCGAUCAUUCUUCUUGGCAGUGUAUUUGACGCGAACUCUCUGGGCAAGUGGAUCUACGACUGGACCGUAUUCACGCAUGGCGCCUCGACGCCCAUGGCUGACGUGGCGGGCGAUCUCUGGCUGCUGAUGAUCAAAUUGGCCGGCAAGGUGAAAAGGGCCAAAGAAUGUCGUCCCCGCAUCCGGCGUCAAGAAGCGCAUGAAGUGGUGGUAGAUUUCCUGCAAAGUGGCGAACGCCUUUGGGUACGGUUCAAGAAGCUGCUCAAGACGUGCGAGCAGUUCAUGUGGAAGGCCGCCAAGCGCGAAGGUGGCAAGGGCUCCGUAUCGAUGGGCCGCAAUGCCGGCUGUGAAUUCGUUGAGACGAUCUUUGGCCGCGACCGCGAGCUGGAAAGCACGGAGAAGCUGAUGAACAGCAUUCGUCUGUGGAGCAUGCGAUUUGACGCCAACUGCGAAGAGAUCCUCCGCCGCCCCUCAGCGGCCUAA